AAACUGGUUUAACAUUGUUUUCGGUUAAUAGUUAUAUUUGCAAGUAGUUGAUCUAGCUGUAACCUCGAUUUUUGUUGUCACUGUAUGACUUAAACAAAAUCCUCAGAUGUCAAAUCUUCGAAAGGGGUGUGGCAGAUUCCUGCUACAUGUGUGUACUGGAUUUUUACCUUUGACAUUCUUCUGAUGUAUGUUUACCUGUGAUGUACACUUGGUAUAAUACUUACUUGUGUACCUGUUGAGGAUGUCGGACCCCCUUACUCUGCCACCUUGUCGUAUAUGUACAGGUAUUGCCACAGGAAUACACUAUGGCAUUAAUACCUGUGAAGCUUGCAAGGCUUUCUUUCGGCGCGCCUCCAUGGAGAAAAAUAAGUACCACUGCACAGGUGUUAAUGAAUGUGUGAUCACAGACAGACGACGGGGAAACUGCUCAGCAUGUCGUCUAAAGAAAUGUUUCGAUCUUGGCAUGUCAAGAGGAGCUGUGCGACAUGGCCGAUACACAAUUGCGAUCCGUACAAAGACCAUCAUGGAGGUCAGGCGUCUAGAGGGAAAGGAUGCAGUGUCCAGCUCAGACCACGACAAGGCUAUCGUUACGGAGAUAAAGUUGAGGAAUCCUAGCAGUGAAUUAGAUGACUCCGAAAUUAACACAUCAGCCACACAACUCGCAAAACUCACACCUGCUUCUGUCACAGUAAAGAAAAGGACAAGUGGAAGAUUAAAGGAGAGGAGAUUUAUAGAGGAGGGUCCGAUGCUGUCUGACCCUACAGUGCAUUCCACACAGCUAGGAGACAACAUCCUCGGGGAGGCCGAAAUGCAAGAAAUCAUCAAUCUUCUUGUGACUGCCCAGGAUAAAAUCUACCCCAACCUCAUCAAUUACUUUGACAAAGAAUUCACAGAGAAAUUACAAAACGAUUUCAUUGAUACCUAUAAACUGCGAAAAGAAAUGUUCGGAUUGAAAUCGGGCAGCAUUAGCCAAGAGGAGCAUCGCACACUAUACCAGAUGACCGGAAUUGAUAUUGACGACAGGUUUGCAAUGCUGGAUAAAACAGCUAGUCACUUACAUCGUGGAAUCAUUAAGUACAUCACCUUCGCAAAAGUCAUCCCGGGUUUCAACGACCUCUCAGACGCAGACAAACUGUCCCUCAUAAAAACCUCUAGGUUUGAGUACUGGAUCUUGGGUCACUACCUCCACAUGAACCCUGACCUUGGGGUCAAUGUUGGUUAUGAGAUGAAAUUUCAUCGUGAGGAAAGCAUACAGAACUGGGGAUCAGAGCUUGUAGUCUGUGAACUGGAACAUUUUGCUCGUGCAAUGCACAAACUUGCUCUGUCCUAUGAAGAAAUCACUUUGCUGAGGGCUAUUGUGAUUGUAUUCCGAGACCGCUGUCCACUAGAUGACCCGUCCCAGGUGGAAAAGAUUCAAUGGCCAUUGAUCCAGUGUCUCAAAUAUGUCAUACAGCAAGUCCACCCAGGAGAGGACAAACGAUUUCAUACCUAUCUAUCGAAACUUGUGGAGUUACGAACUCUGACCGAGAUAAACCAGAAAUCUAACAGAAUGCUGGACAAAUUUCAAACGACAAUCCUCAAAAACUACCCCAUUGUUUACGAAUGUCUGUAUAAUAUUUGAAAAAAGAAGUAUCUGUGCAGGACACAAGAAUUUAAACUUCUUCUGUUAUAAAUGCAAGGUAAUCUUUAUAUUUCUAUAUCGUUGAUGAAUUAAAUGAUAGAUGGACCAAAUGUUAGAAUAUUUUGUACCCCGUGCCCACUUUGCUUAAGCUAGUACUACUACUAUAGUUAUCCAAAAAUAAGCCCAUGACUGGUAAUAAGCCCACUAUAUCUAAUGCAGUUCAGAAGAAAUACAAAUAAAUGCUAUUUCAUUCAUUGUCCUGUAAUAACCCCCAGCCCGACUUUGGGUCAGAGAUUGUGUUGGUCUCCUGGGCUUACUGGAGGAUGUAUACAGUAGUCACAUAUAUUGAUUACUUAGAGUUAUAUAUGAUAUGUGUUAAUCUAUUUGUAUACCGUUUUGUACACACAACAUGGGGUUAUUAAUCAGAUACUUCCAUAUCGACCCAUGUAUUAAGUCAUGGUCUUUUAUAUUUGAGCCCAAGUUUGCAGACCAUGGUCCAUUUGUUUUACCCCAUGUUGGCUCAGUUUGGUAAUGCUAUUGCAUUUAAUUUGUUGUGACAUUGUUCCCGUAUUAUUUUCAGCUGUUAUCAGCAAAGCAUUGCUUUGAUUUUAACAAUAAGCAAUAAGCGCAUGUCUCGUAAUAAGCAUUGCGUAGAAUAUCAGAAUUUAUACUUUUAAUCUGACAGGGACAAAAUUACUGUAGUUUGUAAAAUAAAAUAAAGUAUAAUAUAAAAUUAUGGCCUUACAUAUAUCAUCUUGAAAUGAAGGGAAUGGAGGUAGUUUUUGAUAGCUGAAUGGUGUUAAUGCAUUUAUGUGUUUUUUUUACUUGAUGAGAUGAUUUUGUUAUCAAGGUAUUAAUAAGCCUUGUUGUUUAUGUAGCAGAGCACUAGGUUACUGUUUGGGACAAAAUAGUUGGGUGCACUGGAUAGCGCACUUGCCUUUCACCAAGGCGGCCCGGACCGUAUCGGAUGUGAAAAGGUUUUGGGGAACCCUGCCCAAACACAUGGUUAUUCUCCAGGUACUCCGGUUUCCUCCAGCAUGAAUACCCGCGCACGCUAACAUCGGAGCCAACGAGAGUGAUUAAUAAAUAUUGAAAAAACUUGUUUCAUAAUUGUUGUAAAAAAAAAAUUGAAGUUUGUACAGAAAAGUUGCCUAUUCACCUUGACUGGGCAUGAAACAUUUGCCUUAAUGUCAUUCCAUUCAUCUGUAUGACACAUCAAUUAGUCUUUGCAUUAAUGUAGGUCACUGAGGCCUAUAUUUUCUGCCUGCUGACUUUGGUUAGACUUUGCGUUUAGCUUCAUUUUCAUCAAAGUGGUAACAGGGUAAUACUUAUGUUUUAAAAACAUAGUAGUAUACAGAUUUAAACUGUUGUAAAUACUCAUACAAUACAAUGUCUAAACCAAACCUUGAAUAAUCCAAAUACAACGUAUAUCCACACCAUGUGUGUUGUGCCUUGACAUAGGGUACACUAUAUAGUCCAACCCCACCCCAUUAAAUAGUGGGAACAUAAUUAAUGGAUAAAUCUGAAUAUAAAUAUCAUAUUGUUAUAAUAAAAGGCUUCGUUGAGAAGCUAUUUAAAUUGAAAGAAUAUACCAUUCAGUAGAUAAUGAUACUAUUGAAUUAUGUGUUUGAGGCAAUGCCUCUUUAAUAAUUUCCUACUAUUAAAUUAUGUUGAUCAUAUAAUUAUUUUGUUACCAUAAGUAUCUAAUAAUACCACCUUUAUGUAUACCAGUACAUUUGUCCUCAAAUAAUUUAGUAUUGUUGAAUGUAAUUCAUUGCUUUCCAUUCUAACAUAUUUUACUUAUUAGCUCACCUUGCACAUAGUCCUAGUCACAGGGAUUGGACAGGGGGAAUAUGUGGGGCAUGUGCAAGUCUAGGGGAUCAUGAUAUACCUGUAUAGAUCUACUAGACUUGCACAUGUCCAACAUGAUCCGUGUCUGGCCCCUGUAGUGAAGGCUGUGUCAGGCCCCUAUAGUCAAGGCUGUGUCUGGCCCCUGUAGUGAAGGCUGUGUCUGGCCCCUGUAGUGAAGGCUGUGUCUGGCCCCUAUAGUGAAGGCUGUGUCUGGCCCCUGUAGUGAAGACUGUGUCUGGCCCCUGUAGUGAAGACUGUGUCUGGCCCCUGUAGUGAAGACUGUGUCUGGCCCCUGUAGUAAAGGCUGUGUCUGGCCCCUAUAGCGAAGGCUGUGUCUGGCCCCUGUAGCGAAGGCUGUGUCUGGCCCCUGUAGUGAAGGCUGUGUCUGGCCCCUGUAGUGAAGGCUUCACCAAUGAUUGGUGUCUGUUGUACGGUAUCCAGCACAAGCAACUGUAGUUAACUUUUCACAGUAAUUCUGUAAGGCUUAGAGUGAUGUUAAUGUGGUCUUUAUCAUGCUUAGGUGGCGACUGCCAUUUUGAAGGUCGUAGAAUUCAAAUAUGUUUAAAACUUGAAAUGACUUUAGCAGAGACUGAGAGUCCAGGGUCAAAGAUAUAAAAUGUUCAAAUCAACUUUUGAACCACAAGACCUAGAGGCAUCAGAGCCUGUAGCUUGCUUGGAUAGAGGGCUAUCAAUUUUAUUCAAAUAAAUGACCUCGACCCAAUUUGAAGGUCACAAGGGUUAAAUGUGUUGAAAAUUAUCAUUUUCACUUAGGUCAAUAUCCAAAGCAGGUGAGCAAUUGAUACUUAUUGACUUCUUGUUCAUUUUCAAAUAGAUCUAAGUUAAACUCAUGAUAUUAAAACUGAUAUUUAAAAUUACGGCAUUUUUUAUAGAAAACAUAGUGUAGAUCUAGAGGAUCUAGAGUACUUUAGAUCAUAAAAUUUACUGGGGUUUCUUUUCUCCGUAAGAAUGAGCAUUUUAUGCAAAUGAGUAUUUAGGAAUUAAAUACUAUUAAAUCUCCCAUUUAUAUGUAGGAAUUCAUCUCAUUGCAAAUAAUGCAAAUGUGCAUUACAGGAUCUGAAAAGAUGGGAGAGGGGGGGACCCUCUAAAAAUUAUCCAAAAUUGUUACGUUACAAAAGUUGAAUACCGACGUUAGAGAAAUGGACAUUUUAUCAAUAUCUCUAGUGUAAUUUCCAUAGAAACCUGACCAUAAUUUAGCACUUCAAAUUUAUUGUGGGAAAAAAAGUUUAUUGUUGAAAUCUUUUAACUAUGUAUUAUUCAUACCCUGUAACACGAUACAUGUAGUGAAAUUUUAUUAAACAAGUUUUCAAGAAAUCAAAAUUGGACUUAAUUUUAUGUUGUAUCAUGUUCCAUUUUCUUCAAUUUAUCAAUUGUGGCACACAAAAUGAUGUCAUGUUUUGUGUGUAUAUUUGUAUGAUCUAAUUUAGUUACAGUUGUAUACCUGAUCCAGUCUAUGUGAGAUAAAUAGUGGCUUGCCCAUUUGUCCCAUAGAAAUGUAGGGCCGUUUUCGUUUAAAUGGUUGAACCGGUCGGACCACAGUUGUUCGUUUAUUAAAUAAGGUCAGACUUAGUAAUCUGUAUUAGGUAUUUUAGGGAAAAAUUAUUAUGCCUUUUAAAUCUUGUUUGUUGUAUUUAUGUAGAUUUCUUGAAUUCGUUUUGCUUAUACAAUGUAUAUGUACAUACAGUAUACUGGUAAAUUCUCGUGACAGUUUAACUUUCGCCUUUUUCGCCCUCAGCAUCGAGGCUGAAUUUAUCACAAUAGCAAAAGUGUAUCGUAGUCAUUACGAAUGAAGGGCGAAAUUAACAGUGGGCGAAUACAGAUCAUACCGGUGAAGGGCAAAAAGUUGGACUGGGCGAAGGUUUCCCAGUAUACAGUAUUGAAAUCAAGAUGGCUAGGUGCUCUGGCUACCAAAUAAAGAAAAAAGUAAUUAAUCA
Mizuhopecten yessoensis (Yesso scallop) is the source of this 5424-nucleotide messenger RNA. RefSeq names its product nuclear receptor subfamily 1 group D member 2-like. The record is from RefSeq and is a predicted model, not a curated record. The transcript has 8 exons. Gene Ontology annotation, molecular function: DNA-binding transcription factor activity; zinc ion binding; sequence-specific DNA binding. Gene Ontology annotation, biological process: regulation of DNA-templated transcription. Lineage: Eukaryota; Metazoa; Mollusca; Bivalvia; Pectinida; Pectinidae. Bases 242 to 1621 code for a protein of 459 amino acids.